AUGGGGAAGUAUUCAAAGUACGAAAAAAAAUAUAACAAGGAUUGGGAACUCUUACCAUGCUUUUCAGGAUGGCUUCAAAGAGCACCUGAUGAAUUCGCAGGCAAAGGAGAAGCAUAUUGCAAGUUAUGUAGGACACCAUUACGAGCUCAUAAGACAGAUUUAGUAAAACAUUCUUCUACUAACUGUCAUAAACAAAGAGACAAUAGUUUAAACGUUAAAAAACAACCUGCCUUAACAUCAUUCGACCUUAAGAUAGCUCUUUUCAUCGCAACCCAUUCUGCAAUCAGAAGUGUUGACCACCUCGGUGAACUUCUAAAAGCCAUGAGYGGUACAAAUAGUUGCUUUUCAUCAUUAGAUUUGCAUAGAACUAAAUGCUCAAAACUGAUUAUAAAUGUUAUUGAACCUUGUUUUCUGACCGAGUUAAUAGAAGAUAUUGGAAGUAAUCCAUACUCCAUCAUUAUUGAUGAAUCAACGGAUAUUGGUACUAAUAAAUACAUGGCAUAUUGUGUACGCUAUUUCAGUCAUUCCACAUCAAACAUGGUAACAGAGUUCUUAGGUUUUACUGAAAUUGAAAAAGCUACUUCUGAAAUACUCAAAGAUGUAUUCGUGAAUUUCAUUAAAAAAUCAAAAUUAAAGUUGCAAAACUUAGUUGGUAUAGGAACUGACGGUGCAAGCAAUUUAUGUGGAAAAAAUAAAUCUCUUUUCACACUUUUGAGAAAUGAAGUUCCUCAUCUUCAACUAAUAAAAUGUGUAUGUCAUUCUCUUAAUAUAUGUGCUGCUAAUGYAUGCGAAGAGCUUCCAAGUAGCUUAGAGUUCUUGCUUAGAGAAUCCAGAAGUUGGUUUUCGCAUAGUUCGUUACGGCAAAUGACAUAUAACAAUUUAUUCCAAGCCCUGCAUGAUGGAAAACAGCCUCCUUGCUUAAUUCAAUUAUCCACGACACGAUGGCUUUCCUGGCAUAAUUGUGUAAAAGCUGUGCUUACUCAAUGGCUGCCUUUGAAAACGCAUUUCGGAAUUGUAUCUCAAAGUAAAGAAGGGUGCUAUACUUCUAGAACGUUAUCUGACAUGUUCAAUGAUGAAACUCACUUACUUUAUCUCUUGUUUUUAAAUCCAGUUUUACAUGCUGUAACUCAAGUAAAUCUUGUUCUUCAAAGUACAAACAUUGAUUUGGAUAUUGAACAGCUGAAAAAUGCAUUACUCUAUCCUGAUGCUCAUUUGCCUCUUACAUCUAUAGAUUUUGGAUAUAAAUUUAAAAAGCAAUCUGAUAUUAGCAUUUCAAACAAGUCAAUUAAUAGCGAACAAUCGAAUAAAGUUAUGAAACGUUGA
Molecule: messenger RNA, 1323 nt
Organism: Diuraphis noxia (Russian wheat aphid)
Lineage: Eukaryota; Metazoa; Arthropoda; Insecta; Hemiptera; Aphididae
Product: protein ZBED8-like
Source: RefSeq, a predicted model, not a curated record